Microcebus murinus (gray mouse lemur) is the source of this 6842-nucleotide messenger RNA. It is a transcript of the gene KLHDC7A, whose product is annotated as kelch domain containing 7A. The record is from RefSeq and is a predicted model, not a curated record. NCBI's taxonomy places the organism in Eukaryota, Metazoa, Chordata, Mammalia, Primates, Cheirogaleidae. Gene Ontology annotation, molecular function: protein binding.
AAGAGGUAGCAUCCGAGCUUCCGCAACUGGGGCUCUGCACAGCACGUCACACGCAGUAGCCCAUUUUGCUCCCACCACAACCUGAUGGGGUGCAGAUACCGUUGUCCCCCAUCUUUCAGAUGAGGAAACAGAGGCGCAGAGAGCUGAAGUCACUUGCCUAAGGUCACAUGGCUGGUAAGUGGCAGAGCCAGGUGGUCUGGAUCCAGGACCCACAGCACUGGUGACAAUGCAGAGGGCCUGGGGGAGAUUGGGACGGGGGGCUUCCCUCGGCCUCUCCCCACCAGAGGUUGUCAGGCUUCAAGGGAGGCGUGUCCCGCGUCCAGCCCCACCCAGGUGCUGAUGCAAGGUGUUUUCCCAAGCUGCUCUCAGAAAGGCCCUUUCUCUUCGUGAACUGGUCAGGCAGAAAAGGAGGACAGGUCAGGUGGCUUGGCUGUGGUCCCUGGCUCCAGGCUCCCCUGCUGUGUCCCCUGCUUGACCAGUUAAAUGCCGACCCCACUGGGGGACCCACAGACCCCGAUAGGACCCCGAUAGGCAUGAUCCCAGCCACACCUACUGGGGUUCUACCUGCCCAGCACUCGCCACACCCAAGCCUCCCCGCCCAGUGGAUUUGCAAAGGGAAAUAAACCGCACACACAAAGAAUAACCAACCCCGUGCGCUUCCUGGCAUCGGGUGACUGUUUGGUUAGGAGCUUCCUCCCUCUCUGUGCACCCACUGGACUCUCCUCCCACAACCCCCAGCUGCUGGCCGCAGAGCUGGCUCGGGUGGCCGGUCCUAAGCUCAGCCCCUGGGCAGACCCUCAUGCCCACAGGAGGCCAGCGGCUGGGAUCUGUUGGCCCUGGGCCCCUUGGCCACCCUCUGCAGCUCAAAGUCACCUUUGCUCCGACUUCUCAGCUGGCCAGACCCAGCCCGGAACACCUCCCCUCAGCUUGGCUGGCUCCAGGAACGGACCCUGUUGGGCAAUCAUUAAUCGGAUUCUCGACAUUCCUCAGCCCCAGGUCGCCAGGAGAGGCAUGAGAAGCAUGCUGCCCCGAGAGGCAGGGGCCCCGGACUGGCACUUGGACAUGCAGCUGACCGGCAAGGUGGUGCUGUCGGCCGCCGCGCUGCUCCUGUUGACCGCGGCCUACGGGCUGUACAAGGCGAGGCCCGCGCCGGCCCCGAAGGAGGGUGGAAACUCAGAGGCCGAGGCCGGGCAGGAAGCAGAGGGCUUGGGGCAGCCUGCUGCCCAGGUGGCUCCUCCCGGGGCGCCGCGGAGGGGGCCGAGACGCCGCCGGAGGGUGAGCAAGGGGGCCGGAGCACCCCCGGGCUGCAGCUGUGAGAACCCAGGAGGCCCCUGCACCCUGACAACGGGGGCCACCUCCAGAGACGAGCCCCAGAGAGAAGGUUCUGGCGAGGAGCAGGGCGGGCAGUGCCCGGACUCUGAGCAGGUGCCUCCCCGCGGUGACGGCCGGGAAGCCGGAACAGCUAUUGGCAGUAAGCCUGACCCUCCGCACUGCCCCUAUUUGGACAGUGAACCCGAAGGCUCCCCAGCUGGAGUCUCUGCAGCGGGGGGCGGCAGCUGUGCAGGUGGCGAGCCUGCUCCAUGGUGGGGCGGCGGACCCCUCGAGCUGCCAGGGCCCGGGCAGCUGGAGCUUCCCCACCAGCCCCUGACCGCCCCCAAGGAAGGCAGCAGUGACAUGAACCAGAGCUGGGUCUUCACUCAUGUGACAGGGGUCAGCAGGGAAGAGGCGGGGGCUGUCCAGGCCGCCUCAGACGUGGGCCUGGCGCUGCACCAGCAGGAGGGGGCCACCAACGCCUCCUACACCUUCUCGUCGGUGGCCCGGGUCCGCAUGGAAGAGAACUUCAUACAGAAGGUGGAGGGGGCCGGGCCCAGCCUGAAGGGCAAGGUGUACGACUACUACGUGGAAUCCACCUCUCGGGCCAUCUCCAGGGGCGGGCUGGCCCCCAAGACAGCUCUGGCUGAGGCUCCCUGCCCAGAAGCACCGCCCAGGCCCCUGGGAGCAGGGGCAGCCUCCCCGGGCCAAGCCAAAGACACAGAAGGUGGAACUGAGACAGCUGCCGCCCCCCGGCCUGUGCCGUCCCCCGCCCCGCAGGGCUUCAGCAGGAAGGACAGCCUCCUGCAGAUCUCGGAGAACCCAGAGCUGCAGCUACAGCCCGACGGCCUCGGCUUCCCCCCUCCACCCCGCCCAGACCGGGGCGCCCUGCCUGGUGCAGCCAGAAGCAGUGGGGAGCCCCACGUGCAGGCCGUGGCCGGGACCAAUUUCUUCCACGUCCCCCUGGCCCCCGCGUCAGACCCAGACGUCCGCCUGGACCUGGGCAAUUGCCAGGAGGCGCUGGCCUUGGCCAAGAGGCAGAACUUGGAGGCCCUGAAGGAGGCAGCCUACAAGGUGAUGAGCGACAACUACCUCCAGGUGCUGCGCAGCCCGGACGUCUACGGGGGCCUGAGCGGGGCCGAGCGGGAGCUGAUCCUGCAGCGACGGCUCCGCGGCCGCAAGUACCUGUUGGUGGCGGACGUGUGCCCCCAGGAAGACUCCGGCCGCCUCUGUUGCUAUGACGAUGAGAGGGAUGUCUGGCACCUGCUGGCCCAGCUGCCCCCUGAGGCCGUGUCCCGGGGCUGUGCCGUCUGCAGCCUCUUCAAUUAUCUCUUCCUGGUGUCUGGCUGCCAGGGGCCGGGGCGCCAGCCCUCCAACCGGGUCUUCUGCUACAACCCGCUGACGGGGGUCUGGAGCGAGGUGUGCCCGCUGAACCAGGCCCGGCCGCACUGCCGGCUGGUGGCCCUGGACGGGCACCUGUACGCCAUCGGGGGCGAGUGUCUGCACACGGUGGAGCGGUACGACCCUCGCCUGGACCGCUGGGUCUUCGCCCCGCCGCUCCCCAACGACACGUUCGCCGUGGCGCACACGGCCACGGCGUGCGCCGAGGAGAUCUUCGUCACGGGCGGCACGCUGCGCUACCUGCUGCUCCGCUUCUCUGCGCAGGAGCAGCGCUGGCGGGCCGGCCCCACGGGGGGCAGCAAGGACCGCACGGCCGAGAUGGUGGCCGUCCACGGUUUCCUCUACCGCUUUGACCUCAACCGCAGCCUGGGCAUCAGCGUGUACCGCUGCAGCGCCAGCGCCCGGCUCUGGUACGAGUGCGCCACGCACCGGACGCCCUACCCGGACGCCUUCCAGUGCGCCGUGGUGGACAGCCUCAUCUACUGCGUGGGGCGCCGGCGCACGCUCUGCUUCCUGGCCGACUACGUCUCGCCCAGGUUCCUGCCCAAGGAGCUGCGGAGCUUCCCCACGCCGCGGGGCACCCUCCUGCCUGCCGUCCUGGCCCUGCCCACCCCCGAGCUGCCUCACACCAGGGUCUAGCAGCCCCUCUGCGCGGCUGCACACCGGGGAGGCAGCGAGGGCCACCCUGCCUGUCGCCCUGUGGGUCAGUGCUGGGCAGUCGGGCGGCCCAGGCCUUUGGCCAUCCAGAGGCAGAUUCUGACCCUACCUGCUCUGCCUGGUAAGUGGAGGCCUGGGCGGGGGGCGGGUCUUAGAUGAGUCUUGAGCCUUCGUGGGCUGCAGGGGUACCCUGGAGAGGAGAGGGCCGGGGACUGGUGUUCCAAGGCAGAAGAGAGGGCCACCACCUGGCUCCAACUCCGAAUUCCUGGGGGCAGUGACCAGCACCCCACCAUAGCUAGGAAGCGUGCACAGUUACUGCAAGCACAGUUCAGAGUGCUGGCAGACCCUCGACCUGGUCCCUGUGGAGAGGGGCCAGCUCUCUGUGCCGCCAGUGUCCCUUCAUGAACACUAAGCCACUGGGCCCCACCUCUACAGUUCCGGGAAGCACCCGGGACACACGGGCAGGAAAGACUGAGGGAGGAGCCCUGCGGGGGGAGAGGUGACUGAGAAGCAGGACAGCUGAAGCCGGGGCUGCUAUGGGACCCUGGGAGCAGAGUGAACGUGCCCAAGCCCACUUACUUUUCCCAUCACGGGAAGGAGGAAGGCCAGCUUCCUGUAGGGAGCUGCUGAGGAUACCAUGGAGGCCUCAGGAAAGGGAGGAAAGGCUCUGGUCCAAGGGCCACCCUCCUCCUGGGCCUUGCUCACGGCAUUGCUAACUGACCACUGCGCCCCUUCCCCGGGUCUCAGAAUCCUUCCCCGCAUCCCAGCCCUCCUGUCUGGAAGCAGGAACAGCCACUACCAGUCGCCAGCGCUGGUGAGAGGUGACAGCAGGGUUGGCACUCCCUGUGCCAUGUGGGCACCUGGUUUGCCUCAUCAGACAGGAGAGGACCAGGGAGAGAGAGGCAGGUCCAUGACGAAGCUGAGGAACUAGAAGAUUCCAGUGACGCAUCCGGAGACCAGAUCUCCUUUCACAGCAGGUUUGGUAAACUCUGAAAUGAAGGAGAGCCCCCAACCUCAGGAAGGCACCUGUUCUUUCAGGAGGGAAGGGAGAGAGACGGUCUGGUCUGUCACUGUAGCCCCCGUUCCAUCCUUGCAGGUGACGCAGAUACAGACAGGAAAGCAGCGAUGCUCUUGGCCCCAGCCAGAAGCCAGGGGAGAUAGGAGGUGGCCCAGGGCAGGGCCGGACAAGGGAGGAGAUAAGGAUGCUUUGGACCUCAGUCUCACUAUCUUGAAAAUGGGCAGAACAAUUCAUGUCCCCGUCUGCCUUGGGGAUAAAUGAGAGCCCGCAGAGAAAGUUCUCCCCGAGUUCCAGGCAGGGCCAGCUACAGCGUGUGUCCACUGCAGCUGCCGGGCUUGGGCUGCGGGCCUUGUUGGAAGAAGCAGGAUCGGAACAAAGGAUGAGGAGCGGGUUGUCAUGGAGAUGAGAGGACGGCUCGUACUGUACCCCACAAGGCCACCAUGGCCUGGGAAGAUGAGGCAGCUAAAUUUAGCCCUAAAUUGGAGACUGAGAAGGGAAAGUCAGCUGGGACCACGGCUGGCCCCUGGAAAGAGUGCCCCGCCCCCAUCCCCAGCCAAGGCCACAUUCAAGCACAGUGUCACAGUGUCAAUACUCAGGCACGAACCUCCAAGGGGUCCACGGGGUGGGGAGGAUGGCUUCCGUGACAGGGCUCGGGAGGCACUGGCAUUGUGAUGCCAGGCUGGGGGGAGGGUCGGCUUGGGAGGAGACCCCCAUCUGGGAGCUGGAGGCAGGUGGAGCCAGACCCAGUCCCCAAGGGCAGGCCUCUGGUGAGGAGCCAGGCAGAGGCUGAGACCACAACCAAGUGGGGAAAGUGCAGGAAAGGUUCCAAGCCCAGGAGGGACAAGGGGCCACUCUGGAAAAACAUUCCAAAGCCUAACACAUACCUACGGUAGGGACCAGGGAAACGAUUCCAGGGACCCCAGUGUCACCUGGUGGGCGUGAGCGAGCUGAGAUUCGGGCGUGGGUGUGAUGAGCGGUACACAGUACACCUGAUGUACCUCCCUCAGGCUCUGUCUUGUCCUGGCGGGGACCUUGCUGUGGCCUCCUAGCUGUUUGAACACCGUGUUGCAGACAGUCGCGCCAGCAGAUUAGAGCUGGCGUGCUUAUCCUCACCGUCCUGGUCUCCGGAGCUGGGUUGCGGGAUGGAAGUACUUGGGGCCGUCACGUGGAUCCAGGUAGUUGAAGGGCCUGAGAAGAGCCCCGAGGGCUCAGUGGUCAGGGUUCAUCCCUUCCCCUGUGAAAUAGACAUCUGCAGAAUGUCAGGCCGGGCCUUGUGCUAGGUGCUGGAGAUGCAGCAGACACCUGCCCUAACGGAGCUCACAUUCUAGUGGAGGAAAAUGGGCAAUUUUUAAAAACAAGCACAUAAUAAAAUAAAUAGAACCUGCACUGCAUGUGCACUAAGGAGCCGGUGGGAUCACGAAUGCCAGAGGGAGAGGGUUGCUCUUUUAAAUCAUGUGAUCGGGCCUCCGCAGUGAGGUGACAUUUGACCAGGGCCCCGAAUGCAAAGCUGAGGGGUGCACAGCCCAGGACUGGCUCAGGGGUUGGGACGGCUGCCCUGUGCCGGAAGGGCUCGGCCACGCCUGCCUGCCGGGGCGGGCAGGGCUGCCUCCAGGGAGCUCCGUCUUGGUGUAGGGAGAAGGGCAGGGCCGGCUACUCUGGUUUAGCCUUUGGUGUAAGGGAAAGAACUCAACGACAUCAAUGUCAUGAAAGAGACUCUGCAGACAGAAACAAGCCACAUUCCCCAGGAGAGAAGCAGAGCGUGCACGAGUAGGGGUGACAGCCAACAUAGUUACCAGGAUGUUGCAGACGCCACACCGGGUGUGCGCCAGGUUUCAGCCUGCUGGUGUCACUUAUGGGGGCAGAGUCUCAGACGUCCCCUCGACCUCGUUUAGUAGCCUGGGGUCUGCUGACCCCCUGCCCUUCGCCUCGGAGUGGCCCAGUGUCACUUGGCUUCCUGCAGGUCAUCUGUGCUGCUUGUCCAAUAAGAGUUCUUUCUUCUUUAGCAAAAAAAAAAAAAAAUUAAAUUUGGGUUGCUUUCCACUUUAAACCAGCUGUGGCCAUUAUAAAAAGAAAUGAAAAACAGAGAAAAGUAUAAAAACCUCCCCAACUCUGCCGCCCGAAGACAUCCCCUACUGCCGUGCGAGCCCCUCUGGUCUUUCUCCUCCGCACAUAGUUUUUGUUUGGCUUGAUUUUUGCCUAGGUGUGAUUAUGCUAAAUAUGCCAUUCAGCUGCUUCCCUUUUUUUGUUUUUUUUUUUUUACUUAGCGUUUUAUAAUAAGCAUUUUUCCAUGUUAUUACAAGCCCUCAGUAAACAACAUUUCAAUUGUUGCACAAUAUUCCAUUGAGUGAAUGUACCAAGGUUUAUUUAAAUGCUCCCCCCUCCUGUUGGCCCUGUAGAUUUUUUAUUUCUGCUGAUUUCUUUUUCUAUCACAAAUAAAACAUCCUUUGUUUUCUCA